AUGUUUGCCGAUUUUCGAAUUCAACGAUGGAUCAAUUGCUAUGAUAAUCGGGGCAAUUAUCUUCCAUUUGACUUGCGAAUUGAAUUCGAAGCUUUUUUAAGCGGGGAACUUCUUGUCACAGUGUAUGAUUUGAACAUGGCGCCAAUUGGUAACGGAUGGACUCAAAAAGAUCCAGUCGAUCAUCCAUUCAAUAUGACAUACACAAAUAUUAAACAAGUCGAGGGAGAUAACAGCCAAAAUUGUCCAUCAGAAAUGGGGCUGAGAAUCAAUGGGACAAAGGUGAAAGUAACCGGAUGCAAGACAGAACUUCUUUUCCGUGGGUUUGUUCGAGUAUAUUCUGAACGAUGUACAAUGAAUCUGAAAGGAGAUCAACGCUUUGAUUGGUUUCCGGAUGAUCCAGAUCUCGCUGCAUUCACUAAAGGAUCUUCGUUUGCUGUCCGAGUCAAACAAUGGAUUUAUCUCGAUUAUGAUUAUCAAUUGGAAACAUUGAAUCCAUUUGUGAUGGAUUCGAGUGCAAUUGAUAUCACUUACCCGACAUCUUCUCGUCCUCUUUAUGUCCUGCUUCCACUUCGAAUCAAUUUUUUCGACAGAGUCAACCUCCGAGAUAAUGAUCCUAAAUGCUUCUUGGAUUUGUUCAUCGGAAUGCCACCGGGAAAAGUAUCGGAUGGACUUGAUCGAAAAUUGCGUCAUGACAAAAUGAUCACUGAGAAUCUCGAAUCCUCUCUUUACAAUAUACUCAUCCCACCAAAAUGUUCUCCUCAUUUAGUGGCCGACAAUGAAACCAAUUCUAGCCACGAGCCGUUGGCUCUUUCCGGGUGUGGUGAUGGAUCGAUCUUGAUCAACACUCAAGCAUUUCGAUCACGUUUCGACAAAAUGUUUGCUGAUUUCAAAAUUGAACGAUGGAUUCAAUGCUAUAAUAAUUCUGUGAGUUUCGCGAUUAACGUGCGAAUCGAAUUCGCGACGUUUUUGAGUGGGAAACUUGAUGCCAAAGCACUCGAUCUGAACUCGAAUUUAAUUGAGGAUCAGGGG
This is a messenger RNA of Mesorhabditis belari, 1029 nucleotides long. NCBI's taxonomy places the organism in Eukaryota, Metazoa, Nematoda, Chromadorea, Rhabditida, Rhabditidae. The record is from the annotation of a GenBank genome assembly.